AGAGGAAAGCCAGGGAGCACGACAGUCGAGCAAAAGUCCGAAAACAUUAAACCAGCUAUGAGGAGGCAAUCAUGCUCUCCUAACGUAACAAGGGGUAGAUUAAUGGUAGCUAAUAAUAGUAGUAAUAAUAGCUCAGGAAAUGGCACAAUGGUAAUUGGAAGCAGGAUUGUAGAGAAGAUGAUGAAUGCGAGGGACAAGGAUUCACUGGACAAACAUCAGAAUCAAGCUAAUGAGAAGACAGGGAAUGAUAAAUUGAUGCCGAAGACUAUGAUGGACAAGGUGUUUAAGAAGCAAUCGGAUAUGAGUAGUAAGAAUCCAGAUGGUGUAAAGUCAUCCACAAAUGCUAAUAGUACUGCAUCGAAAACCAAACUGGGCAAUCAGACAUAUCAAGGUCUCCAAGAAAGGAACUUUAGAGUUCGAGCAGGCAACGAAAGCAAGUUCCCCAUUAACAAGAGUACUGAAACUAGAACUAGAUAUAAAUGAACCAGGGAUAUUACUUGAGGUCUUGCUCUGGUGGAAAUUUUGCAUGUUUUGGUUUUAGUCUUAUUAUUGUCUAAUUUGUUGUCAUUCUAAUUAUCAUCUGACUCACUUUAAUUUGAUGUACUCAUAAAGAAAACAAGUGA
Molecule: messenger RNA, 623 nt
Organism: Asparagus officinalis (garden asparagus)
Lineage: Eukaryota; Viridiplantae; Streptophyta; Magnoliopsida; Asparagales; Asparagaceae
Exons: 2
Coding region: 58-483 (141 amino acids)
Source: RefSeq, a predicted model, not a curated record